Molecule: messenger RNA, 2227 nt
Organism: Sycon ciliatum
Lineage: Eukaryota; Metazoa; Porifera; Calcarea; Leucosolenida; Sycettidae
Product: peroxidasin homolog
Exons: 6
Coding region: 729-1868 (379 amino acids)
Biological process (GO): axon guidance; homophilic cell-cell adhesion; dendrite self-avoidance
Cellular component (GO): axon; plasma membrane
Molecular function (GO): cell-cell adhesion mediator activity
Source: RefSeq, a predicted model, not a curated record
CCCGCUGUUCGCAUCCACGUGCCUGGCAUGCUCAGGCUAUGCGGUGCAAGUAUAGCUGCGAGCCUCGUGUCUGCCACUGCUCCGCGCUAACAGCUCAUUUCCUGGCCUGACUGAUCUACUCUCGCUGAGUUGCCGAUCAACCCGCCGGCACUAGGCCGAAUCUUCUCAGCAUCGGCGAUCGCUGCCACCACCAUCACCUCCAGGACUACCACCACCAGCAGCAUCAGCAGCAGGAGCACGAACACACAGGUAGUGCUCGGAGGACCCAGGCAGAGUCCUGACCUGCACUGUAUCACGAUAUCUCACUCCCUUAUAAGCCACGGUUGGCCCAACACCACUCAAUCCAGAAGAGACUCGUUCAAGGCCAGACGUAGUCUAUUUCACCAGGUGGCAGCAGUCGUAAUUCAUUUGCUUUCGAGAUCAGCUUGUGAACGAUUAGUAUUGUUUCACCUCAGCUAAUCUAAAGACUCAGUGAGGGCAUAAAGGUGUUACGGACAAGGAGCAACAUUCAGUUCUCGUGUCGACUGCACCCCGGUUAACUUCACACCGUCACAGCAUUGCAACCCUUAGGGUCACCUUGUUUCCUACGUAGCGGGGUCAAGAAGCCCGAGGCCCGAGGAAGAAAACACCACAACACAAUACAAACAGAGAGAAAGCCUGUGCUGCUCCAGUCUCUGUUACCAAAUUUCUCUUGACAGUAUUGUUCGCCUGUUAUCAGCUCUCCAACUAUGGCCAGUACAUCGCAGACAUCGUCCGCAUUCUUCCCCGCGAGGAAUGCUCUUUGGACUGUCGCCCUUCUACUCAUCGCGUCAUGUUUGUGUCGGUUCAGCGACGCGUCAGCAUUGCCACCAGGCGGACAAGUUCAAGAUGUGAUACUGGCAGUCAUCGUCAAGCCAAUAACGCCCCAAGGUAACCUGUAUUCGGUGCGUGCAGGGCGACCGAACGUACUCGAGUUGCGCAGCAGUUUCGACUUGGACUGCCACAUGAAGUCAGCACGGCAGCAUGACGGCUCCGGUGUAACGUGGUUGAAGAACGGAAAGGUCUUUACCGACACCAAGUACAGCCAGAAUAUCGGCUGGUUGUCGUCCAGCGACGGGUAUUUCGAGGACUAUCAGCUUCGCUUCUUCAACUUCAGCAUCGCCGAUGCUGGUCAGUACAAGUGCGUCACGCCGCUGGGAAACGUCACGGCUGACCUUAUUGUAAAGCCUAAGAUCACGCUGAUGCCGUUCUGGAAGGUGGUGAAUGCCGGUCAACAGCUGACAAUGAGCUGCGAGUCGCAAGGUUACCCUGAGCCACAGGCGGUCUGGGUUUUACCCAAUGGAAAAACACGGCGACACGCCAGGAUAAGCUUGAACGCCACGUUCCCACGUCAUAACGGCACAUUCACAUGCCGAGCAAGGAACAGCGCCGGUGUGACGGAGCAGAAUGUCAGCGUUUUCAUACGAGAUGCCCUGCAUUUCCUUACAGACCCAGCCACGGACAUCAUCACAGCCGGACUGGAGAACGUACAGCUCAACUGUACGGCCGACGGCAACCCAGCGCCGUCUUACCGCUGGCUGAUCAAGUACCCUGGGUCCGAGCGCUAUGCUCUUCUGCCCGGCAUGAACAAGUCCUCGCUGGUGGUGUCGGCCUCGCAGCUCGGUCACUACCGUUGCGAGGUGCACAGCAAGUACUCGUUCCAGGCCGACGGUGAUGCGCAGCCGCCAAUCUCGCGCGAGUUCCGCCUUGCGCGGACCUUCGACGACGUGGAUCCAGGUCAGCCGGAUGCUACAGACUGUCUGACGGCAUACUGCUCAUCGGCCUCUUCGACGUACAGCACUACAGGCUUGCUCCUCACUGCUCUUCUCCUGGCCAAGUCGUUGCUAUAAUCCCCCUCUCAGACCGACUACCGUUACGCAUUAUAACUUAUUUCAAGUGGGCAGCAGCCUGACGGCCAUUGACGAGGAUCGUACAAUAUACAAAGACCUUGAGCAUGCUACUUACUGACUGCGCUGUCGCGAUGCAUUUCAUUUGUUUUGUCUUCUGGUUAACACAAUGUAAGAUAAUAUUUGUACAGCACACACAAAUUAUCUUCAAUUCUUUUUGCCAUGAUAUAUAAAAAGCAUAAUGGGGAUCUUAAUUAAAAACCCUUUCUGACAUUAUGUUAACCUCGCUUAUAGUUUGCUGUACAAUACUCUUUUUACAAUCAAUAUUUUUUGAUCAAUAUUGACAACAGUCAUCACAUUUA